Molecule: messenger RNA, 507 nt
Organism: Hermetia illucens (black soldier fly)
Lineage: Eukaryota; Metazoa; Arthropoda; Insecta; Diptera; Stratiomyidae
Product: esterase B1-like
Exons: 1
Source: RefSeq, a predicted model, not a curated record
CUUUUGUCAUACAAAUAUUUCUGGCAUGGGCUGCAUCGAACACUUCUUUCUCGUGCGAAAUACGCGAAAGCGCCAACUUUUCUUUAUAGGUUUGACUUCGAUUCACCAACUUUCAACCACGCCCGCAUUAUCUGUUGUGGAAAAAGGAGGAGAGGUGUUUCACAUGCAGACGACUUGUCAUAUUUAUUUUAUAAUGCAAUAGCGCAUGACCUCCGCCCAGGUUCGGCUGAGUAUAAAACUAUAAAAAGUUUGGUUGGAAUGUGGACCCAGUUCGCAGAAACUGGCGAUCCCAAUAUAGAGAGUGUGACAACAAAUGCCUGGCAACCGAUUAGGAAUGAUGAGACGUUUAAAUGUUUGAACAUUUCAUACAAAAUCAGCUUCAUUGAUUUGCCCGAAAGUAAGAGUUUGGAAGUUUGGGAUAGCCUCUAUGAAGAUGAUUUAAUUUAAAGAUAUUAUAAUAUAAUGAAUGUAACUGACUUUGAUACAAUAAAAGGAAGAGAAAAAGAA